Messenger RNA from Homalodisca vitripennis (glassy-winged sharpshooter), 8003 nucleotides. RefSeq names its product spectrin alpha chain-like. The record is from RefSeq and is a predicted model, not a curated record. Gene Ontology annotation, molecular function: actin filament binding; calcium ion binding. Gene Ontology annotation, cellular component: cell projection; plasma membrane; cell junction. Gene Ontology annotation, biological process: actin cytoskeleton organization. Lineage: Eukaryota; Metazoa; Arthropoda; Insecta; Hemiptera; Cicadellidae.
AACUGCCGAAUGUUAACCGACCGCUCCCGAAGUCCUGACCCGAAGCAGUUCUUGUCUGUGGUUGUCUGCGGCAGUGAAGUGUCAUCUCGUUUGUUGUUAGUUAUUGAUCAUUCUGUAAUAGGUUGAAUUUUAAUGAAGAUUUGACUACUGGAUAGCCGUUGUGCAAAAUGGACCAGAUUACACCCAAGGAGGUUAAAAUCCUUGAAACUGCUGAAGAUAUUCAAGAACGCAGAGAACAAGUUCUAACCCGUUACAGUGAUUUUAAAUCUGAAGCACGAGCAAAGAGAGAAAAGCUUGAAGACUCUCGCAGAUUUCAGUAUUUUAAAAGAGAUGCUGAUGAACUUGAAUCUUGGAUUUAUGAAAAACUUCAAGCUGCUUCAGAUGAGAGCUACAAAGAUCCCACCAAUUUACAGGCAAAGAUCCAGAAACAUCAAGCAUUUGAAGCAGAAGUAGCAGCUCAUAGCAAUGCUAUUGUUGUUUUGGACAACACAGGAAAAGAAAUGAUUAAUCAAAACCACUUCGCAUCUGAAAUUAUUCGUAAACGGCUUGAGGAACUACACCGUUUGUGGGAGCUGCUGUUGUCAAAACUGGCUGAGAAGGGUAUGAAGUUGCAGCAAGCUCUUGUCUUGGUCCAAUUCUUGCGCCAGUGUGAUGAAGUAAUGUUCUGGAUCAAUGACAAAGAAACAUUUGUGACAACUGAUGAAUUUGGACAUGAUUUAGAGCAUGUUGAAGUUUUGCAACGAAAGUUUGAUGAAUUUCAAAAGGAUAUGGCAUCCCAAGAAUAUCGAGUAACAGAAGUGAAUGAACUGGCAGACAAGCUAGUGUUGGAUGGUCACCCGGAAAGAGAUGUUAUUUUAAAACGUAAAGAGGAACUUAUCGAAGCAUGGAUGCGACUGAAACAACUUGCUUUAAUGCGCCAAGAAAAACUAUUUGGUGCCCAUGAAAUACAGCGCUUAAAUCGUGAUGCUGAUGAGACAGUAGCUUGGAUAGCAGAGAAGGAUGUGGUUCUUUCUUCAGAUGACUAUGGCAGAGACCUUGCUACAGUUCAAACAUUGCAGAGAAAACACGAAGGGGUGGAGAGGGACCUAGCGGCUCUGGAGGAUAAGGUUUUGACAUUAGGGCAGGAGGCGGAUAGGUUGUGUGGCAUACACCCUGACCAUGCAGACCAGAUACAGGCCAAACGAGCGGAGAUCGUGGCCUACUGGGAGCGACUCAAGGACAAGGCCAAGGAGCGCAGGCAGAAAUUGGAUGAGUCUUACUGUCUUCACCGAUUCCUGGCUGACUUCAGAGACCUCAUUUGUUGGAUUAACGACAUGAAGGCAAUCAUCUCUGCAGAUGAGUUGGCCAAGGAUGUUGCUGGUGCAGAGGCUCUCAUUGAACGUCACCAAGAGCAUAAAGGUGAGAUUGAUGCAAGAGAAGAUAGUUUCCGAUGCACAGCAGAGGCGGGGCAGGUGCUGUUGGAGAGGGAACACUACGCAGCAGAGGAAGUGAAGGAGAAAUUGGUGAUUCUUGCAUCAGAAAAGACAUCUUUAUUGUCUCUAUGGGAAGAGAGAAGGAUUUUGUAUGAGCAAUGUAUGGACUUGCAGCUCUUUUACCGUGAUACUGAACAAGCUGAUACAUGGAUGGCCAAACAAGAAGCUUUCUUGGCAAAUGAUGAUCUUGGAGAUUCUUUGGAUUCUGUAGAAGCACUUAUAAAAAAGCAUGAAGACUUUGAAAAAUCUCUUGCAGCUCAGGAAGAAAAAAUUAAAGCAUUAGAUGAAUUUGCAACCAAGUUGAUUGAGGGACAACAUUACGCAGCUGAUGAUGUUGCUCAGCGUAGAGCUAUGCUUUUAGAACGACGCUCUGUGUUAUUGGAGAAAUCAUCACAGAGACGAGCCAUCUUAGAAGACUCAUAUCGACUCCAGCAGUUUGAAAGAGAUUGUGAUGAGACUAAAGGCUGGAUAAAUGAAAAACUGAAGUUUGCUACAGACGACAGUUAUUUGGAUCCUACAAACCUCAAUGGGAAAGUACAGAAACACCAAAAUUUUGAGCAAGAACUAAAUGCCAACAAAUCUCGCAUGGAAGAAAUAACUUCAACUGGGCAAGAGCUCAUUGAGGCUAACCAUUAUGCAUCAGAUCGGAUUCAGGGUCGCAUGGACGAGAUUGUGCGACUUUGGGAAACGUUAGCGGCAGCCACAGAUAAGAAGGGCUCCAAACUGCAAGAGGCAUCCCAGCAACAACAGUUUAACCGCACUGUCGAGGAUGUGGAGUUAUGGCUCUCAGAGAUUGAGGGGCAACUAUUGAGCGAGGAUUAUGGAAAGGACUUAACAAGUGUUCAGAAUCUGCAGAAAAAGCAUGCUCUCUUAGAAGCUGAUGUUGCUUCUCAUCAGGACAGGAUCGAAGGAAUCAAACUUGCAGCUCAGCAGUUUAUUGAAAAAGGACAUUUUGAUUCUGAUAAUAUAAGAACAAAACAGGAAGCUUUAUGUGAGCGUUACGCUUUGCUUCAAAAGCCUAUGAGCAUGAGGAAACAACGACUACUUGAUUCACUCCAAGUUCAGCAGCUGUUCCGUGACAUUGAGGAUGAAGAAGCUUGGAUUCGUGAAAAAGAACCAGUAGCUGCAUCUACGAACAGGGGACGUGAUUUGAUUGGUGUCCAAAAUCUAAUGAAGAAACAUCAGGCAGUGCUUGCUGAGAUCAAUAACCAUGAACACCGCGUCACUGCUGUAAGUCAGUCUGCCCAGCAGAUGAUGGAUGAUGGGCACUUUGCUACUGACGAGAUCAGGCUGCGAGCUGGCAAUCUCAAUGACCAUUGGACACAGCUAAAAGAGAAAGCAUUACAGAGGAAACUAGAUUUGGAAGAUUCUUUGCAAGCCCACCAGUACUUCGCUGAUGCUAAUGAAGCUGAAUCUUGGAUCAAAGAGAAGGAACCCAUGGUUUUGAAUCAAGACUAUGGCAAAGAUGAAGAUUCUUCAGAAGCUCUGUUGAAGAAACAUGAAGCUCUUGUAUCAGAUCUAGAAGCAUUUGGCAACACAAUCGUGUCUUUGCGUGAGCAAGCUCAGGCGUGUAGACAACAAGAAACUCCAGUGAUCGAUGUAACGGGCAAAGAGUGUGUAAUGGCAUUGUAUGACUAUACUGAGAAAUCCCCUCGGGAAGUUUCAAUGAAGAAAGGAGAUGUUUUGACUCUUCUCAACUCCAACAAUAAAGAUUGGUGGAAGGUAGAAGUAAAUGAUCGACAAGGCUUUGUCCCAGCGGCUUACGUAAAGAAGAUUGAGGCAGGACUCACUGCUUCUCAACAGAAUCUGGCUGACAGCAGUUCCAUAGCUGCCCGACAGAGCCAGAUAGAGACCCAGUACGACCAGUUGCUGGCUCUGGCCAGGGAGAGACAGAACAAGCUUAAUGAGACUGUCAAGGCGUACGUGCUCGUCAGGGAGGCUGCUGAGCUGGCCACCUGGAUUAAAGAUAAGGAGAAUCAUGCUCAGGUACAGGAUGUUGGUGAAGAUCUAGAACAAGUAGAGGUUAUGCAGAAGAAAUUUGAUGACUUUCAAUCAGAUCUCAAGGCUAACGAGGUUCGUCUAGCAGAAAUGAAUGAAAUAGCUAUGCAGUUGAUGAGCCUGGGUCAGACAGAAGCCGCGCUCAAGAUUCAAACACAACUCCAGGAUCUGAACGACAAGUGGUCAUCACUGCAGCAACUAACACAGGAGAGAGCUACACAGCUGGGUUCAGCCCAUGAGGUACAGCGGUUCCACCGGGAUGUGGAUGAGACCAAGGACUGGAUUCAGGAGAAAGACGAGGCUUUGAACAAUGAUGAUUUGGGCAAGGACCUGCGGACAGUCCAAGCCUUGCAGAGGAAGCAUGAGGGUCUGGAGCGAGACCUUGCUGCUCUUGGAGACAAAAUACGUCAGCUGGAUGAAACUGCUAACAGAUUAAUGCAAACACAUCCAGAAACAGCGGAACAAACGUACGCCAAACAGCGAGAAAUCAAUGAAGAGUGGACCCAACUUACAGCUAAAGCCAACAGUCGCAAAGAAAAGCUACUGGAUUCAUAUGAUUUGCAACGAUACUUGAGUGACUACCGUGAUCUCAUGUCUUGGAUCAACAGCAUGAUGGGUCUGGUCUCAAGUGAUGAACUGGCAUCGGAUGUGACAGGUGCUGAGGCUCUACUGGAACGACAUCAGAGCCAUCGAGCAGAGAUUGACGCACACUAUGGGUUGCCCCAGGAACACCGAACAGAAAUUGAUGCCCGUUCUGGAACUUUCCAAGCAUUUGAAUUAUUUGGCCAUCAACUUCUGCAGUCUGGGCAUUAUGCCAGUGUUGAGAUACAGGAAAAACUUGAAAGUAUGUCAGAAGCUCGUCAAGAACUUGAAAAAGCAUGGAUUGCCCGUCGAAUGCAGUUGGAUCAAUGUCUGGAACUACAAUUGUUCUACCGUGAUUGUGAACAAGCCGAGAAUUGGAUGUCUGCCAGAGAAGCAUUCCUAUCAGCUGAAGAAGUUGAUUCAAAGGGGGAUAAUGUAGAAGCACUUAUCAAGAAACAUGAAGACUUUGACAAGGCAAUUAAUGCUCAUGAAGAAAAGAUAGCGGCUCUGCAGACUCUGGCUGACCAAUUGAUGGCUGCUGAGCACUAUGCUGCCAAGCCCAUUGACGAGAAGAGACAACAAGUGCUGGAUCGCUGGAGGCAUCUGAAGGAGGCUCUCAUAGAGAAACGUUCCCGUCUGGGCGAGUCUCAGACCUUACAACAGUUUAGCCGAGAUGCAGAUGAGAUGGAGAACUGGAUCGCUGAGAAACUACAAUUGGCUACUGAGGAGAGCUAUAAAGACCCAGCCAAUAUCCAAUCCAAGCAUCAGAAACACCAAGCAUUUGAGGCAGAACUUGCAGCAAAUGCUGACCGUAUCCAGAGUGUACUGGCCAUGGGACAGAACCUGAUAGACAAACACCAGUGUGCUGGCUCUGAGGAGGCUGUUCAGGCUCGCCUGGCAUCGAUAGCAGACCAGUGGGAAUAUUUGACUCAGAAGACAACGGAGAAGUCACUGAAGCUGAAGGAAGCCAACAAACAGAGAACCUAUGUGGCUGCUGUGAAAGAUCUGGACUUCUGGCUAGGAGAAGUGGAGAGUCUGUUGACAUCCGAGGAUUCUGGCAAAGACUUGGCUUCAGUACAGAACCUCAACAAGAAACACCAGCUGGUGGAGGCUGAUAUACAUGCGCAUGAUGACAGGAUCAAAGACAUGAAUGCACAGGCAGACUCACUUAUCGAAAGUGGUCAGUUUGAUACAGCAAGCAUUCAAGAGAAACGACAGUCGAUUAACGAACGAUACGAACGGAUCAAGAACCUUGCUGCUCACAGACAAGCUCGACUUAAUGAAGCCAACACUCUCCAUCAAUUCUUCCGUGAUAUUGCUGAUGAGGAAUCCUGGAUUAAGGAGAAAAAACUGCUGGUCGGAUCAGACGAUUAUGGCCGUGAUCUAACCGGUGUCCAGAACCUCAAGAAAAAACACAAACGCUUGGAGGCUGAACUGGCUUCACACGAACCAGCGAUACAGGCAGUACAGGAGGCAGGAGAGAAGCUCAUGGAUGUGUCCAACCUAGGUGUUCCUGAGAUUGAACAGCGUCUCAAGCUUCUUAAUCAAGCCUGGUCUGAGUUAAAACAAUUGGCAGCAACCAGAGGUCAGAAGCUAGAUGAGUCACUCACUUAUCAGCAGUUCCUAGCUAAAGUUGAAGAAGAGGAGGCGUGGAUCAGUGAGAAACAACAACUGUUAUCUGUUGAAGACUAUGGAGAUACUAUGGCCGCUGUUCAAGGGUUACUGAAAAAACAAGAUGCCUUUGAGACAGAUUUUGCAGCUCACAGAGAUCGCUGUGCUGACAUCUGCAAUGCUGGAGCCAAGCUCACUGAGGCCAACAACCACCACACAGACAGCAUUGCCCAGCGCUGUCAUCAGCUGCAGAACAAACUGGAGAAUUUGUCUGCACUAGCUGCAAGAAGGAAGGCUCGACUCAUGGACAACUCUGCAUAUCUACAGUUUAUGUGGAAAGCUGAUGUUGUGGAGUCAUGGAUCGCUGACAAGGAGACUCAUGUGCGUUCUGAGGAGUAUGGCAGGGACUUAUCAACUGUGCAGACCUUGCUCACCAAACAAGAGACUUUUGAUGCCGGUCUCCAUGCGUUUGAGCAUGAAGGAAUCCAGAACAUAACUGCACUGAAGGAUCAGUUGAUGGAGGCUAAGCAUGAUCAGACACCUGCUAUCCUCAAGCGACAUGCUGAUGUUAUUGCUAGGUGGCAGAAGCUUUUGGGCGAUUCCAACACAAGAAAACAGCGUCUCCUACAAAUGCAAGAACAAUUCAGACAGAUUGAAGAACUAUAUCUUACUUUUGCAAAGAAAGCUUCUGCUUUUAAUUCAUGGUUUGAAAAUGCUGAAGAGGACUUGACAGAUCCUGUUCGAUGUAACUCAAUUGAAGAGAUUCGAGCCCUUAGAGAUGCCCAUGCUCAGUUUCAAGCAUCAUUGUCAUCAGCACAAGCAGACUUUGAAGCACUUGCAGAUUUAGAUCAGCAGAUCAAGAGCUUCAAUGUUGGAGCCAAUCCCUACACCUGGUUCACCAUAGAAGCUCUGGAAGAUACAUGGAGAAACUUACAAAAAAUCAUUAAGGAAAGGGAUAUCGAACUAGCCAAAGAAGCACAGAGGCAAGAAGAGAAUGACAAACUGAGAAAGGAAUUUGCCAAACAUGCCAAUGCUUUCCACCAGUGGCUUACAGAAACCAGGUUCCGACUUCUUGGAUGGGAUGGAACAUCAAUGAUGGAAGGUUCUGGGUCUCUUGAACAGCAGUUAGAAGCUACAAAGAGAAAAGCAGCUGAAGUUAGGUCAAGAAAAACAGAUUUGAAAAGAAUUGAAGAUUUGGGAGCAAUUCUAGAGGAACAUCUAAUUCUGGAUAACCGUUACACUGAACACAGCACGGUGGGCCUGGCACAACAGUGGGACCAACUGGACCAGCUCGGCAUGCGCAUGCAACAUAAUCUGGAGCAGCAGAUACAGGCCCGCAACCAAUCAGGUGUCAGUGAAGACGCUCUCAAGGAGUUCUCAAUGAUGUUCAAACACUUUGACAAGGACAAGAGUGGACGACUCAAUCAGCACGAAUUCAAGUCCUGCCUUCGAGCCCUAGGAUACGACCUUCCAAUGGUUGAAGAAGGCCAGCCUGAUCCUGAGUUUGAAGCUAUUUUAGAUGUAGUUGAUCCGAACCGAGAUGGCUAUGUUUCUCUCCAAGAAUACAUGGCAUUUAUGAUAAGCAAGGAAACUGAAAACGUACAAAGCUCUGAAGAAAUUGAGAAUGCGUUUAGAGCUAUCACUGCUGGUGACCGGCCAUAUGUCACUAAGGAAGAGCUCUAUGCGAACCUGACAAAGGAGAUGGCUGACUAUUGUGUAGCCAGGAUGAAGCCCUACGUAGACCCCAAAACUGAGAGGCCUAUAACAGGGGCACUGGACUAUAUUGACUUCACUAGAACCUUAUUCCAGAACUAACGCUUUUGCUUCCUUGCCUUCAAAACAUUUAUUAUAUUUUAUAGAGUCUUAUUUAUAUAUUAUAUGUAGGUUUAAGCAAAUGUUAUGAGUAUUAUAUCUGUGUUUUGAGUGAAAUGCAUAUUAGUAUAAAAUAAAUUUUAUUUAAGAACAUUGUUUUUAAACAUUUGAUACGUAAUUGAACUUGUAGUUUUAAUCCCAAACCUAAGCCAAAGUUUAUUUUUUUCAUUUGCAUUUAUCGUUAUCGAAUAAAAAUGGGAAUAAUGUAAAACAUUACCCAGUAAUUUUGUAAAGUGUUAAUUUUUGUAACUUAUUUAACUUGUGAUAGGUUUGUAAUUGACUACAACAGUAUAGUACUGAAACUUAUAUAAAGGCAGCUAUACCAUUGCUACUCAAAACCAUGCAAAUAAAUAAAUGUUAUACUUCCACCCAUUGACAAUUUUGCUUUUCUACACAUAAAAAUGAAUUUCUGAUUAUUAUUAAAUCUUACUUUUAUUUAUUGUUGAUUAAAAUUUAAUAUUGCUUUGA